Messenger RNA from Gavia stellata (red-throated loon), 1526 nucleotides. RefSeq names its product serine/threonine-protein kinase pim-1. The record is from RefSeq and is a predicted model, not a curated record. Lineage: Eukaryota; Metazoa; Chordata; Aves; Gaviiformes; Gaviidae. Gene Ontology annotation, molecular function: ATP binding; protein serine/threonine kinase activity. The transcript has 5 exons. The coding region runs from base 1 to 1155 and encodes 384 amino acids. Gene Ontology annotation, cellular component: cytoplasm. Gene Ontology annotation, biological process: protein autophosphorylation.
AUGGUUGGGGUUCGGUUGGGGCCCGGUUCGGUCGGGGGACGGUUGGGAGACGGUUGGGGCCCGGUUCGGUCGGGGGACGAUUGGGAGACGGUCGGGGCCCGGUUCGGUUGGGGGCCCGGUUCGGUUGGGGCCCGGUUGGGAGACGGUUGGGGCCCGGUUCGGUCGGGGCCCGGUUGGGAGACAUUUGGGGGCCCGGUUCGGUUGGGGGCCCGGUUCGGCUGCGGGACCAUUGGGGGACGGUUGGGGCCCCGGUUCGGUUGGGGCCCCGGUUCGGUUGGGGCCCCGGUUCGGUUGGGGGACGGUUGGGGCCCCGGGCGGAGCGCUGACGGCUGUGUCUCACCCACAGCAAAGGAGAAGGAGCCGCUGGAGCAGCUGUACGAGGUGGGCCCGCUGCUGGGGAGCGGUGGCUUCGGCUCGGUUUAUUCCGGUAUCCGCCUCUCCGACAGCACACCGGUGGCCAUCAAGCACGUGGCACGGGAGCACAUCUCCGAGUGGGGCGAGCUGCCCUGCGGCACCCGUGUGCCGAUGGAGAUCAUGCUGAUGGCCACGGUGGGCUCCGGCUGCAGCAACAUCAUCCAGCUGCUGGACUGGUUUGAGCUGCCAGACAGCUUCGUGCUGGUGCUGGAGCGUCCGGAGCUGUCGCAGGACCUCUUCGAUUUCAUCUCGGAGAGGGGGUCCUUGUCGGAGGAGCUGGCGCGAGGCCUUUUCCGGCAGGUGCUGGAGGCUGUGCGGCACUGCCACAGCUGCGGGGUCCUGCACCGUGACAUCAAGGCUGAGAACAUCAUCCUUGACCUCGCCACCGGUGAGCUCAAGCUCAUCGACUUCGGCUGCGGCACCUUCCUCAAGGACACGGUGUACACCCAGUUUAAAGGAACGCGGGUGUACAGUCCGCCGGAGUGGGUCCGCUACCGCCGCUACCACGGCCGUUCGGCGACGAUCUGGUCCCUGGGCGUCCUGCUCUAUGACAUGGUCUGCGGGGACAUCCCCUUCAAGCAGGACGAGGACAUCAUCCGGGGCCAGCUCUUCUUCCGGCGGCGGGUCUCUCUGGAGUGCCAGCACCUCAUCAGGUGGUGCCUGACCAUGCGCCCUGCAGACAGGCCUUCGCUGGAAGACCUUUUCAACCACCCGUGGCUGCAGGGCAUCCACCUGCCCUAGGAGAGUGCAGAGAUCCAGCUGCCCAGAUGGAUCCAGGAGCCUGGCAAAUAAAAGCUCCAUGCGUCUCCUGGCUGUAAGAAGCAAAGACCACCAGGCUUCUUCCUCGUGACCGGAGCGCUGAGCGGGGAUCAUCAGAUGGGAACACCUUCAUCUUCUCCUGGAGCUGGCCUGGAGCCCCCAUCUUCCAGGCGCUGGUGGCCACCACCUAACCCGCCUGUCCUGGACUCCCAUCUGAACGACCCUGUCUCAUCUGCUGCUUUGCCAGUAGACUUUUUUGGUUGGUUCUGUUUUGGGGGCUCCCAACCAUCUUCCUGACCUGCUGAUUUCGGGACCACGAAAAUUAACUCGCUGGCCCAUCUACGUUCUGGGAC